Molecule: messenger RNA, 4295 nt
Organism: Ictidomys tridecemlineatus (thirteen-lined ground squirrel)
Lineage: Eukaryota; Metazoa; Chordata; Mammalia; Rodentia; Sciuridae
Source: RefSeq, a predicted model, not a curated record
UCCAAGUGACAGUGCAAUUUAGAUGAUGGAGAAUUCUCUCUUUCCUCUAAAUAGAAUUAAUGUCACUUGGCUGAAUCCCAGCUUCACCACCUGGGCGAUGGAUAUGAUCCUGGCCUUUGCAUGUGGACUGGGGAUCUUUCUCCUUUUAUUGCCCCGCCUCCAAGGUAAUCCAUCCUUCCCACAACCAAGGGAAAAAGAAAAACUCAGGAAGCAUGUGAAGGUGAAGAAGGUGCUGUACAAGAACAGGAAAAAGAGUGGAACUCUGAAAGCUUCAGGCAAUCGCCUGAAGAAUCUGAUGGAGAUUCAGAAUCUGAUUUUACUCCUGCAAAGUCUCCUAGGGAAGCUUUGGGACAAGGACAGUUCUCCUCUACUGGUAUUUGAAGAUACUGCAGGUGAGGUGUUCAUGCAAGAGCCUACUGAAGUUCAAAAGCUACCUCAUCAACAUUUGGGAGAUCCUUCUACCAUCUUACCCCCAUUGGGUUCUCUAGCUCCUCUGACAAAACACACUCUGCCUCUGGCCUCAUCCUUAUCAGAAGAACAUGAACACAAGUCUGACUUGAAUAGAAUCUCACUGGACAUUGUUCCACAGAGCUCCCUUGUAGGUCACUCAUAUUGGGCAUCCCUGAUCACAGCCAUCUCAGGCCUAGACUGCAUAAGCUAUUCAAUUUCAUUCCUCUCCUGGUGGUGGGAAACUGCAAAGCUCUUAUUCUUCUCUACCUGGGUAAACAAAUCCAAGCAAGAACAUCUUUUCCACCAUCCUUCAGAUGUCACACUCUGGGUAGACCCCACACGUUGGCAGGUAGAGCCUGGCGGCCUCUCUUUCAUCAACUCUGAUGUACAGACACUGCUGGAAAUGCUGAUCACCAAAAGAGUGGAACUAAAAGUAUGGAAUAAAAAUUCUAAAAAUGGGUCCUCUUUCAAACAAAUGAGUCCAGAUUACACCCUGUAUUCUCUGGGAAACAUGUUGGAGUCACUGGGUAGCAAGAGAGACACCACUGCACAAACCUUCUGGAACACAAAAGAAAAACCAGAGAAGCUUCAUGAUUCUCAGAAUUUCUUUUACAACAAGGACUUGGGGGGGCCUUUAGAGAAAAAAUACAGCCAGCUGUUCUGGGGCCUGCCCUCUCUGCACAGUGAGUCCCUGGUGGCUACUGCCUGGGUCUCUAAGAGGUCCUCUACUGCACAGUGUAAACAUGUAGCAUUCAACAAAGUCUCAGAAUCUCUCUCAGUACAAUAUCAGGAUGAAGAACCUCCACAGCUUUCCCAGGAGGAGCCCUUGGCCCAGGAAGAGGCCCAAUCCCAAUUUUUGACACAAAACUUGUCCCCAUCUGUGGCUCUGGGUCAGACUCUGGCUAGCAUUUCAUACACUUUUCCAAACUUACCACCUUCUUCAUCCCAGAUUAAGUCUGGCACAACUAGCAAUAACUCUGAAAAGGAGGCACAGUCUUUCCUCCCAACUGAAGAUCAACAUUCAGAAUGUCCCCUGCAGAACCGAAGGAAAUGGAAGAAGGUCUUAUUCUCUGAGAUCAAAAAGACUCUGGAAGUCAUUAACCAGCCAGCUCUCAACCUUCCCCAGAGAAGCGGGGCCUCCCAAAUUUCCAACUUUGUCUCCAUAGUUGCUGGGGAUUCUGCCAACCAGGAGCUAGAGAAAAGACUCCAGCAACAUAUUCAAGGAGAGUUAAUCAGUGAUCAACCACAGCUAGACAUUCACUGUAGAUUUCUAGCAUCUAAGGAACAAAUGCAUCCUCAGGAUAAAUUUCCAGGGAAGAGUCAGUGGUGGAAAAAUGACAAGUCUGGCUCCUCACAGCCUAGCCAGUCAGCACUUACUGAUAAUGAUCUGCAGAAGAUGGAGCAGCCCAGCCAGUCAGCACUUGCUAGUAAUGAUUUGCAGAAGAUGGAGACUAAGCACUCUGAAAGACUCUCUACAAUGGGCUCUAUAACAUUCAAACUAGAGUUCCCAAACAAGGGUCUAGAACCAGAACUCCAGAAGCAGACAGUAGAUUUGUCCUGGAGCUCAGGAAGCACCUCAGGGAAGGCUCAGAAUGAUAAUAAGGAGGUUUCAGAAAGUUAUUUGAGGAGGACUAGGAAGGAUAUUUCACAAAGUGACUUAUCUACAGGCCUAGAAAAGAAAAUUGUGGAAAAAAUCCUGCAAGACCAUCUGAGCAGAAAGUUAGUGCAGAUCAAGGAGGGCAUGAUCCCAGUGUGUGUGCGUGGAUCCUGGCUUGCUGCCAACUAUGCUCUUCCAAAGUACACAAAACCCAUCUAUCUAGCCUCCUCCAAGUACCAGCAAUCCUAUGUAAACACUGUUAAGCAGCUUUCUUUCCUUGACCCCGGAACUCACCUGAAGCUAGAAACAGAUAUUAUGAGGUCUCGGGUGAGGCACAGGUGGAAUCCAUCACUCCAGGCUCUUGAUACCAUUAAUUGCAACUUAGGUGAGGCUCAAACCUCACCCCUUCCACAGCCUGCUAUUACCUCCUCAGCCUCCAGUGACUACAGAGCCAUUUCCAUUGCCAAAAUUGGCAGUCUCCUGGAAGAACUUCCUCAGAAAGGUGUGGGAAAGAGGAUAAUAAGAAAAAUUUCAUUUCCCACUUUACAGAAUCCUCUUCCUGCACCCUCACCUUCAGAGGUACAGAGUACCAUGCAAGAAACCCCACUGGGUGGCAGUCAGAGGACCUCAGAUGCCUGUAUACCUUCUCGAACCUAUAGCCAUCUGCACAUAAACCAACAGAGUAGAGUUACAAGGGGGAUUGGAAAAGCUAGCCUGGAGCCCAAUCCAAGCCUGGAUAUGACCGGGAUUGAGACACAGAAAGAGACUAAGGAUGUGGCCUCAGAAGACCCAUGUUCUGGUAUGACAAUGCUGGAAAUUAAAGUAGGGACCCAAUCAACAGCUGGAAAGACCAAGGAGACAGAUGUGGAGAAGAAAUCGUGCGAAUGGGAAGUGACCGUGGGAGCCUCUGUGAUGGCAAACUCUCAAACCAUCAAUGUGAAUGUGAAGAACAUAGGGUCUCUUGGAAACAUGAAUAGCCCCUCUCCUUCUAGAAUUUCUAUUUCACAAGAUCCAGGAGACCAAAUCCUGAAAGAAAAUAUAGGUAAUGUUGUUCAGCUCAAAGUGGAGUUUGAGUCAGAGGAGCAAGAGACACAGGAGCAACCCCAAGACAUAGUCACUAGAGUGCUGCAAGAUUGCCACACUAAUGAGCUCUCCACCACAGAUAUUUUACCAUCUCAAGUGUACCUGUCCAAUUCCAAGAGCUUUUUCACGAUUCACAAGUCAAUUUCCCAAGCUCUAUGUGAUGAUGAAAUGAAGGCAGAGAGCAGCCAGGAGCAGGAGGAAUCCAAAGUCACAAAUGUUGAGGUUCCUGGAAAGGAAGACACUGAAAAGAUUUGUAUAAAUGAAAGCCAAGACACUGAAAAGAUUUGUAUAAAUGAAAGCCAAGAGAGCUUUGGGAGGUCCAGACCAAAAGAGGAGGAAGAAAUUUCCCAAGACUGUGGGUUGAGUCCUUUUGACAAAGUCCAGGAAAUAAACACUACUUUAAGCAAGUCCUUCCCUUGCCUUCCAGAAAAGGGACAGAUUCCUCCAGUAAGCUAUGGCAAUAUCAAAAUGAAGGACUUUAUGGAGUCUUUUAACAAUCAUCAAAAAGGAAAAGGGAAGGAAAAUUCUAUGAAUAAAGUCAACCUCCUGACAGCUACCACCCAUACCCAGAAAUUAGCCAAAAGACAAAUAUCCAAAGACAGUGUAGUGGUUGAACCCCAGGCCCUCGUAACAGUUGUAGGACAGAUCCUGAUGGAUAAGCUGGGACUUCAACGUAGAAGUGGUCCAACAGAGGUAUAUGGGCAUAAAGAACCCCCGACCCUAUUGGGUAGGCAAUUCUGUCAACCCAGGGGCUCUUCCUACCCAGAUAAAAGACAAAUGUUUAGAGAGAUUGCCUCUCGUCCCCAAGCCAGCCCCAAUGUCCACAGCCCCAAGAACAAGUGGAUCAGAGACAAUAAUUGGAGCUUCAAGUCUAGGAAUGUUGAGCCUCAAGCCACCGGCUUCCAGCUAAGGUCAAUUGGGGUGAGCACUUUGAGCCACCUUCACCAUUACCCAACAUGUUUUUUUCAAAAUGGUGAUGUUCAAGGUCAACCAGGUCUUGUUUACCAUGAGUUUCCUGGUGAAAAACCUUUCAGGAAAUAUUGAAUUCAUGGAGGGGGGAAACGUUUUGUCAUCAUUCGAACCCAUUCUUUAAGGACGAAUGUCUUCUUCCCUCUUGGGAUUUCAAUUGCUUCCCAAUAAAUUUUUUUUUCCUUUUCUCAUCAGA